Halichondria panicea is the source of this 3877-nucleotide messenger RNA. RefSeq names its product coiled-coil domain-containing protein 171-like. NCBI's taxonomy places the organism in Eukaryota, Metazoa, Porifera, Demospongiae, Suberitida, Halichondriidae. The transcript is spliced from 15 exons. Bases 133 to 3666 code for a protein of 1177 amino acids. The record is from RefSeq and is a predicted model, not a curated record.
AGCUUAGGCGCUCUGGUUCAAAGGCUCAGAGUUGGGUUCAAAGUGAUUUCAAGGUAUGGCCGACCAUGGUGUUAGGCGCUGCGCCUAGGCGGCGCUAGCAUACUGAUAGGCACAGCGAAGAGAAUUUUAGAAAUGGAAGAGGAAAUGGAAGAGAAGUUUGUGGACAAAGAUAAUAUGUUGAAGUUGCAGCAGCGAGUGGCUCAGCUUGAGAGCCAGUUAGCUGAGAGUAUCAGACAACACAACCAGGAGGCUGGAGACCUACAAAACGCUGUGGUGAGGAUAGGCUCCAAACUGGAGCAAGGGGAGGCACAGAGACAUAGCCUGGAGUAUCAGCUCACACUAUCACAGAAAGAUGGUCGUCAACAUAUUGACUUACUUGAACAGAGAGAGAAGGAAUGGAAUACGUUGAAGCAGUCGUUUCAAGAGCGUGUCUCCCAGCUGACGACUCAGUGCCAGGGCUGGAGGAGCACUCUGGACACAGUGCAGCAAGCCAGGGCCAAGGAGAGGGCAGAGCAGCAGCAGCAACUCACCAUACAGAAAAGUGAACUUUUGCAACAGACUACCCUCUACCGAAAGUUGGAAUUGGUGCACCAACAACAAGCCCUGGACAACACAUCAUUGACAGAGUCUGUCUCUGCACUGGAGAGCAAACUUGACAGUGUAGAAGGAGAUUUGUCAGACAAGAGUGAGUGUGUGGUAAGUCUCACUCGGGAGCUAGAGGAAGCCAAACAAGAAGGAAAUAGCUUUAGAAUGCACUGGAAGGCUGCUGAUGAGAGGGCCAGUAGUCUGAAGGGCCGGAUGGAGUCAUUACAAUCUGAGCUGAGGACAGCUCAGUCUGGCUUAAAGGCCGGGUCUCAUAGAACCAGAGAGUUGGAGACACUUCUGGGAGAGCAACACUCAGCACACGAUCAGGUAGUGUGUUCCUUGGAGGAGACUAGAGCAUCUGUCAGUACACUUCAGGCCUCCCUCAAGAAAGAGAAGGACAAAUCAGCCACAAUCAAUGACCAGCUACACAAGAAGGAGAGUGAGUGUGAGUCACUGAGACAACAAAAGAGAGAGAAGCAAUCGCUCAUCUCAGAGCUCUCACACCAACUACAGCUGCACAAGAGUAACCUUCAGACACUCAAGGAGGAGCUAAACACGACCAAGCAGAGACAGUCGCUCUUGGAAGAGUCCCACAAUGCCUCCAUCCAGGACGUGGACUCUCUCCUCAACUCAUUCACAGCCAAACACCUGCCUCUAACAAGUCACAGUACAGCUCCACCCACUACUGAUGUUUCCCAACUACCCGAUAAAGCCCGGCGAUUUUUGAAGGGUGUAUUGUCCCACUUGGUCAAGGUUGAGUCUAACGUCAACCAGUUGUCUUCUGAUCUCCAGGCUGAAAGAUGUAAGGUGCAGGAGAUGAGCAAGGAGUGUGCCAGCUAUCGUGAUGUGGUUACAGCCAGGACAACGGUAAAUGCAGAGGCAGAGCAUAGACUGGGUGCCAACAGUAAGGAAAUAUCUCGUCUCACCACUGAACUAUCUCACACCAAGACAGUUAACACCUCACUGACAUCACGACUAGAACAGCUAGUCCAACUCAAACAGCAAGUACACUCUGAGUACACCUCCACACUCAACGAGCUGAAAACUCUCCGAAAGACACACGCUGAUGCUGUUACCAAUCAUUGCAAGUAUCUACACACACUCCUCUCAUCCCUCAAUGCUUCAAAGACCAAAAACAGUUCAUCCAGUGAAUGUGGAUCCGAUUCUGAAUUGAUUAGCUUGGGCUCAGAUCAAAACAAGUGGGAAAGACUGGCUGGCUCUGUGACUACUGCAAUUGUAGCUCUGGCAGAUGCCCUCAAGCGGACCAAGAAGGAAGCUAAACACCUUCAAGCCACCAAUACCAGUCUAGUGGCCACACUACAGUCAACUGAUGAUAUGUACAAGGAGAGCAUGGGGAAGAUGACCUCAAAUAUGGAGUCACAAGAGAGACAUUGGGCAGAGAGGACUAAUGAACUAAAAAUUCUAUACGAUACCAAGUUGAUUGAGAGCAAAGAAAGGUGUUUGGAAACUGAACAGCAAAUUGUUGGGCUAAAGCAAGAAAUUGAAACUUCUUCAAGUGAAAGGAAUCACUACAAGACGAUGCUGGAUCAGGCCAAACAGAGAAUCGAAGAAAUUAACAAUUUACUACAAGAAAAAACAUUAAGGCUAUCGACAUUGAAUCAAAAACUCGAAGAGUGCUUAAACAAAGAGAAGGAAUUUUCACUUAAAAAUCAACAACUUGAGGAACAGCUCAGCCAAGUACAAGAAGUUCACAGAGGCUACAAGAACGAUCGAGCUUGUCUGCUUGCCUGUAAUUGUCUCCUAGCUGGCUCAUUGUUCCCAACCUUGGCACGAGUACAAGAGCUAACGAAGCAAAAAAAAGUUCUACUGAGACAGCUAGCCUUGUGUGAGAAGCUUCAACAGCAAGUGAUUGGAAUCGUACGCUCCAUUCAGAGUGAUAUAGGAGAGCCUCAAAGUCAGAGCGUCCUGGAGAAUUCACAAUGCUCAAUAAUUGGCAACUCAAAAUCACCCACUACUCCAUUACUAAGGUUCAGAAAGGUCUCGAUAGUCAUACUCGCAGUAAAUCGUCUCAAAAAAAUGGAUAAACAAACAGCCUGCCUUUUUUCCAUUAAUCUUUCCUCUAUUUGUAAUCAUCACAUUACUGUACAAUUGGGACAACGAUUGAGCAAACAUUCACACCCUCCUCAGCAACAUCAAGCUACAGACAUUGCCAGCUGGCUCAGGAGCGAACGAGUUUUAUCUGAUGUGAGAGACUGUUUUUCUGAUCUACAGUCCACGUUAGACUCGAUAACCUCCAAACAAAGCAGCUCGUAUAACCAGUCUCCAAUCAGACAGCGACCGUCUAGCAAUCAAAAAUUAGAAUGCCAAAGAGUUAUCAUUAAUCCAACUAAAAACUGUUUCGUGCAGAUAUUGGAAAAGAUGAGCUGUCGUUUCCAUAGCGAUUGUGGGAGUCUAACAAGUGAUUCAUUGUGCUACCGUCUCGGUCGAGGGUUAGAGAGAGCUCUACACAGCGUGUCUGGUCAGGGCUAUUGCAACUCUACUGAGUUGUGUGAGUCUCUCCACACCCAAUUGACCAGUCUUAUUGGUCGCCUUCACGAGGGUGAGAUGAAACGUCACACCCUCUAUCUCACUCUGGAUCAACACAAGACAGAAAUUACCCGUCUCUCUAGUGCCUGUCAAGAUGCACUGGGUCUGGAGUCACAAGUGGAACAACUGAGAAAGGACCUGGCUGGAAUGGUCACUCACGAGUGCUACCUAAACGUGUGUGGUGAUCUGGAAGCGGCAUUGAAGAGAGAGCAUGAGUUUAAGUUGUCGCUAACUCAGCAUGGCGUGGCUGUGAGACAGUUGCAGACUAGGUUAAAACAAGAGGGACACUCCACUCAGACCAAGAGUGCCGCUCUCUGUGUUCUCGAGAAAGAGCUCAACAAACUUCGUGUGAACCUUGAGCACAAAGAAGAGCACCUAGCUGACACGAGGAAGCACUUAGAGCUGGCUAACAAGGAGAGAUUGUCACAGGCCCAGCAGUUAGGGGAGCUUCAAUCUGUACUAACCACAUGUAAACGUCAAAUCGGUCUGGCCCAUGCUGCAGUCACUGCUGAGUCUGCAAGUACAGAAGAUUAAUAGUUGAAAAAAGUGUAUUCUACACAGUUAUUAUUAUACUGAGGUGAGAUGGACACACCAAAUUCAACUGUGAUAGACUGUAUGAUUGUUAUGUUUGUGGGAUAUUAUAUCAUGUGUUUUUGUGUUUCUAAGAAUCUCUUUUGUUUAUCAAUGGUUGUUACUCACUCCGUCCGGUAAAGAUCAUUAAUAUAGUUGGUUGGUUUUAUGAUAA